UCCCGAUACUAAAAACAGAAACUUGGAGAUUUUGGAGCGAGCGAAAAUGAAACCGGGCCGGGGCAAUAAAAGCCCUGGAGGACUCGGACGCUGGAUUCAUCCACCCGCCGGCCGGCCGGACAGACAGACGGCAGCGCCCGCGCACCAGGAUGCGGCUGGGUGGACUCGCGCUGCUGCUCCAGGCGCUGCUGAGCUCCGGGCUCCCGGCGCUGGGGUUCCCCGCGGCCGGGCAGGGCCCCGGGUUCGACGGAGCCGCCCGCUGGGGCCGGGAGAUGCAGGCGGAAUUCGGGAGCAGCUUGAAACUUGCCAGGAAACUGCUCGUGGAGACGAAAAUCCUCACGCAACAAUUUGUGUCGGAGCGUCUGGCUGGUGCCAAGCUGCCAUUCCCCGGCCUGUCGAACUCGGGGCUCCUGCCCCCCACGAGCCGCACAGCCCAGCAGUGGCUGGCCCUGCCGGCGCUGCGGCGGCUGCGGGAGAUGCGGCGGGCGCUGGGCCUGUUUCGGGGCUACGUGGAGGUUGUGGGGCGCAGGGAGCCCGGCCUGGCCCGGGGGCUGCACGAAAUCAGCCUGGACCUGCGGGACCUGAUGCACCACGUCGACUACCAGGUGGGGGGCUCUGGCCAGCCUGCCCCCCAGCCCCCGGGGCCCCCCGGGGCCCCCCGCAUCCUGCAGCACCCCAGCGACUGGAGCAACCUGCAGGAGUCGUACCUGGUUCUGCGCGCCAUGGAGACCUUCCUGGGCCGCGUCGUCCGGGACUUCACCCUGCUGCGCGUGGGGGGGGGCUGGGCCCCCCACUGACCCCCCCACACCCU
Mauremys reevesii (Reeves's turtle) is the source of this 811-nucleotide messenger RNA. Its product is annotated as interleukin-27 subunit alpha-like. The transcript has 5 exons. Lineage: Eukaryota; Metazoa; Chordata; Testudines; Geoemydidae. The coding region runs from base 150 to 797 and encodes 215 amino acids. Gene Ontology annotation, biological process: regulation of T cell proliferation; regulation of T-helper 1 cell differentiation. The record is from RefSeq and is a predicted model, not a curated record. Gene Ontology annotation, molecular function: interleukin-27 receptor binding.